CACUUACUCAAUUUGCCGAGGGAUAGUGAGGUACACUUGAUUUCCCUCGAUUUAUGCAGCAUUUUCAGGUACCGGCCUAAGCUCACUGGUCCAAGCUUGCCUUUUGCAGACCUGACAAUUGAGGCAGCUUUUCCAUAGCAUCAUUCGAUUCCGUCGCGAACGUCGUUUAUCAUCGACAAUCAAUCACUCGCUCAGAUCUCGGAGAACCGAAUAGCACAUCGCAAACAGCACCCACCCAAUUGGCCUCGGUAUACAUCAUACAGUCAAAAUGUCCGACGAGGAGCGCGUUACCAAGCCUUUCAAGUUCGUCACAGGCGUCGACGCUCGGUUCCCGAACACCAACCAGACCAAGCACUGCUGGCAGAACUAUGUCGACUACCACAAGUGCAUCCUAGCCAAGGGCGAGGACUUUGCUCCCUGCCGUCAGUUCUGGCUGGCCUACCGCUCCCUCUGCCCCAGCUCAUGGUACGAGCGUUGGGACGCUCAAAGAGAGGCUGGCAACUUCCCUGUCAAGCUGGAGCAGUAGACUUGAUAUAUUUGGAGGAAGUAGGUGUUGAGGUUGAGGGGAAUGGGGCGUGGAAAGCUGCUUAUCAUAGAAUCACCUCCCCACGGUGCCGUGAGUCAAUAGAUGUUGUUCUGGUUAUAUCGCAUUUUGAGGACUCAACUGCCCUCAUAUUCUGACUUCGUGAAUUAUAUAUCAAUUAUGUUGCGUUGUUAUCGGGUGAUAUCUCAAUCAUGACGGUUUUUCGAGAUUACACAAGUCACAAAUACGGAUUAUUUCACUGUCAAUCAAAAGCCCCAGUCGUAUUAUAAAAACCACUGUGAGACGACCCCUUAUAACCCCUAACAUUAAAGACCGCUCGUGAUGUCCCGGAACGCCUGAAUUUGCAAACAAAAUACAAAACGUCAGUUCUUCCUAUUUGCUCUCGUUCUCAUCAUCUGAACUCAUGAACUCGUCAUCUUCGUCAAAGCCGCUGAACUUCAUGCUCUUUGCCGGAGCCUUGGCUUGAGUCGGUGCCUUUUCCUUGCCCUUUCCUUUGUCGACCUUUUCAGGUUCCGAUGGUGGCGAAGUUGGUGCUGAACUCUCGCUCUCACCACCUUCGGCCAUAUCCUCGUCACUAGAGGCCUCCUCUAGUGGUACUACAACGUCUUUGCUGCUGGAGCCUGGGGUCACAAUCAUGUUGUCGGUGAUGUUUCCCGCCUUAAGAGCCGCGAGCACGGCAUCUCUUGUCCUCUCCCCUGCCUCCUCUUUGUCCUCCACCCACUUUCCGUCGAGACGACCCUUGCCCCCGUACUUGAUUUCGUGCUCCUUCUUCUCUGUCAUCUCCACGAUCUCCUCCCACCGUUUCCGACGCUUCUCUUUUUCCUUCUUCUCCAUGUCGGGCUUAAUGGCUAGGUACUCGGCCAACGCCUUGGCCUCGUUGGCGGUCCUGACACGACGUCCAUCCAGGUUGCGACUUGAUCCGUUGUUAUCGCCGUUGCUCUUUUUCUUUGACGACAUGCGACCACCGGCGGCACGGAGCUGGGACCCGAAGCCACCCUUGCCACCACAUAACGGGGCCGAAAGUCGGAGUGAAAGGAAGUCAUUGCUGGGGUCUGGUAGAAGAGACCGGACUUUUUGUGUCGAUGUUGAUGAGAUGUUCUUGUUAGAGUGUGUGGUGAGGAAGAGGCGCUGGUUUGGGAGAGCCACCCGGCGCUCUAGUUGGUCCCAUAUCUCUGAUGCGGCUGACGUGGAUUCGAUGGGGAAAGAUACGGUCGAUGCCGCGCCCAGUCCUGGGAAGGUCGAAACCAGGAUAUUUAUUGUUUCCGUCAUCGCGAAGGUGUAUUUUUUGGUUCUAUAUGAGCCUGCUCAGGUUCUGCAGUCUUUGAUCGUGAUGUUGUGUACAGGAAUUUGGUCUAGCGUCGUUGAAUGAUAACUGGCUUGACUGGAUGAUGAGGCUUGGAGUGCGAUUCUUUAGACGCG
Molecule: messenger RNA, 1963 nt
Organism: Pyricularia grisea
Lineage: Eukaryota; Fungi; Ascomycota; Sordariomycetes; Magnaporthales; Pyriculariaceae
Exons: 4
Coding region: 269-526 (85 amino acids)
Cellular component (GO): mitochondrion; respiratory chain complex IV
Source: RefSeq, a predicted model, not a curated record